AUUUUAAAUUGGAGCACAGACAGAAGCAGGUCAAGUCAGAUGCCAAAUGUGACAAAUGGUAAUAAUGUGUUUCAAACACUGGGUCAAUCCCAAGACCCAAUAAAAUAUGAGAGAGAGUCUCCUGACCUAUCAGAGCCCACUGAUUCUGCAAACGGAUCACAUGGGUUAAACAUUAGUGUUGGUGAGUUCGACAGAUCAGUCACGUGCUCUGAGUGUGGCAAACUAUUCCGUAGUAGAGGAAAUCUCUGUCGUCACAUGACUCUGCACAAGGGAGAGAAGACGUUUGUGUGCUCUGAGUGUGGGAAAAGCUUUGCUUAUAAGUACAACUUUCUUAAACACCAAAAGGUUCAUAAAGGUGAGAAACCAUUUAGUUGCUCUGAGUGUGGGAAAGCCUUCAGCACAAAGGGGAACCUUAAUGACCAUAUGAUGAGUCACACAGGAGAAAAACCAUUUCAUUGUUCGGAAUGCGGAAAAUCCUACAGACGUAAGCAGUACCUUGUGGGUCAUAUGAUGCUGCACACUGGAGAGACGCCCUUUACAUGUACAGAGUGUAGGAAACAGUUUACUAAUAAAUGCAACUUCCUCAUCCAUAUGGCACAGCACACAGGGGAGAAACCAUAUAGCUGUUCCGAGUGUGGAAAACGGUUUCCUCAAAAGGGGCAGCUCCUGUCCCACCAGAUGAUUCACACUGGGCAGAAACCGUUUGCAUGUGAGGUGUGUGGGAAAAGCUUUGCUCUUAAGAACUCACUUGCAGUGCACAAAAGGGAUCACGUACGUGAGAAACCUUACACCUGUACAGAGUGCGGGAAAAGCUUUAUGUUCCAGAGUGCCCUUCUCACUCACCGCAUUGCUCACACGGGGGAGCGACCGUUCACGUGUACAGAGUGUGGGCAAAGCUUUGUGCGAAAGGGGCACCUUUUGUCUCACCAUAGAGUCCAUACAGGGGAGAAACCUUACUUGUGUACGGAUUGUGGAAAGAGCUUUCCUCAUAACUACAUGCUUCUGAUUCACAAGAAGAUCCACACGGGUGACAGACCUCACACAUGUGCAGAGUGUUGGAAAAGUUUUAUACAAAAGGGGCAACUUACAUCUCAUCAAAGAACUCACACAGGAGAGAGACCAUAUACAUGCACUGAAUGCAGUAAAGGAUUUUCACGAAAAUAUCAGCUGCUUUGUCACCACAAGUUGCACACAGGGGAGAAACCUUUUAGGUGUCCAGUUUGUGGUAAAGGCUUUACUCACAACUACGUGCUGCAGCAACAUCAAUUAAUUCAUACAGGUGAUAAACCGCACACAUGUACAGAGUGCGGCAAAAGCUUUUUACAUAAGAGACAGCUUCAUUCUCAUCACAUGAUCCACACGGGGGAGAGACCUUUCACAUGUCCAGAAUGUGGUAAAUGCUUUGCUAGGAAACAUCAGAUGCAAAUUCAUCACAGGUUGCACACAGGGGAGAAGCCUUAUACGUGCACAGAGUGCGGGAAAUGUUUCACAAGAAAUGAGCGACUCCAAACGCAUCAGAAGGUUCACGCCAGAGUGAAAGAAUUCCCAUGUACAGAGUGUGACAAAACAUUUUAUCAUAGGAGCGCGCUCGUCAAGCACUUGUGCGGUCAUGUAACUGGCAGUAAUAUAAAACCUUGUGUACCAGCAGAAUCUAACAGAUGAUAAUUAUUUCACAGCACAAUAAGAAGAUGCAGUGUAAUAAAUACCAUAAACAAAA
This is a messenger RNA of Bombina bombina (fire-bellied toad), 1717 nucleotides long. Its product is annotated as gastrula zinc finger protein XlCGF57.1-like. NCBI's taxonomy places the organism in Eukaryota, Metazoa, Chordata, Amphibia, Anura, Bombinatoridae. The record is from RefSeq and is a predicted model, not a curated record. The transcript has a single exon. Bases 40 to 1662 code for a protein of 540 amino acids.